This is a messenger RNA of Macrosteles quadrilineatus (aster leafhopper), 1358 nucleotides long. Its product is annotated as lysosomal acid phosphatase-like. The transcript is spliced from 7 exons. Gene Ontology annotation, biological process: dephosphorylation. NCBI's taxonomy places the organism in Eukaryota, Metazoa, Arthropoda, Insecta, Hemiptera, Cicadellidae. Gene Ontology annotation, molecular function: phosphatase activity. Bases 37 to 1197 code for a protein of 386 amino acids. The record is from RefSeq and is a predicted model, not a curated record.
GGUUUUGUUCAUUAAUUCUUUUAGUUUUACGUUACAAUGGAUUUUAUACGCCCAAUUCUGUACCUAUUGUUUAUUUGCCAUGGAUCAUUUUCAGAACUUAACGGACCCAGAGCUGUAUCUACUCUUGAUUUUGUUGUUGUGGUGAGCAAACAUGGAGCCCGGGCAGCGACUCAUACUUACCCAACGGAUCCGUAUAGGAACAAGGGUUGUUGGCCAGACGGAGCGGGACAGCUGACGAGGGUAGGCAAGUACCAGAUGUAUCGGCUCGGGCAGAAGUUGAGGCAUUUGUACAACAGCUUCCUCAGUCCCGUGUACCAUGGGUCUCAGAUUCUGCCGCAGUCAACGCUCGUAGACAGGACUAUGGCCAGUGCUGCCACUUUGCUGGCCGGACUUUACCCUCCAAUGGGACGACAACAGUGGCAUCCCAAUAUCACCUGGCAGCCUGUCCCCAUCUACCCUAACCUGCUGGAUAAAGCAUUGUUGGUUUUGGAGCCGGAGCAGUGUCCACGAUAUCUCCACGAGCAGAACGUUUCCGUCCAAGCAAUCCCAACGGUACAGCUGGGGUUCCACGAUCUUCACGAUGUUUACGCUGCCAUGUCGGCCGGGACUGGACGCAACAUCACUUCUCUAUCCCAGAUGUUCAUCCUCUACCAGAAUCUUGCGGCCCUGGAAGAAAACAACAUGGCAUUACCUGAGUGGGCCGAGCCGAUCUUCAAGUCAAGAAUCGUACCAAUCGUGAGCCACAUGAUACGACACACUACAAUGCGGAACAUGAAAAUGAUCAAAAUACUUAUAGGACCUUUCCUGGACAGUAUGUUGAACCUGCUUCAGCAGCGGCCUGAGAUGGUGACAGCCGAGCAGGUCAAGGAGAGACUGCGCAUGUUGGUACACGUUGGUCAUGACAUCACAAUCAUGUGUCUCAUGGCAGUGCUGGGCUACAAAGAAGAAGAUAUCCCGGAGGCAUCGGAAUCAUUAGUGCUCGAGGUCCAUCACAAUUCUGUUCUGCCCUCGGAGUAUCAACUGCAGGUUUUCAAAAUCAACGGUCGAGCAAACAGUACAGAAGUUCCUGAACUCCUAGAACUUCCCAACUGUAAGUCCCCUUGUGACUUACACAGCUUCAUAGAAAUGUCCAGGAAGUUCACGACAAAGGAUUGGAAUCAAGAGUGUCUUGAUAUGACAUCAGGGAGCGAUCGAUGAUCGUAUGAAACGAGAAAAGUAACAGGAAACUUGUUUUUACUAGACGUAUUAAGAAAUUUACGAAAAAAACAUUGUGCUGUAUUGUAAACCUUGUAAAUAACGUAAUAUAACAGUAUUCAAUAUUCAAACCCCUCUUGUUUAUUCUUAUGUACAUGGUGCAC